This is a messenger RNA of Penaeus monodon (black tiger shrimp), 2221 nucleotides long. Its product is annotated as G-patch domain and KOW motifs-containing protein-like. The record is from RefSeq and is a predicted model, not a curated record. Gene Ontology annotation, cellular component: spliceosomal complex. Gene Ontology annotation, molecular function: nucleic acid binding. Lineage: Eukaryota; Metazoa; Arthropoda; Malacostraca; Decapoda; Penaeidae. Gene Ontology annotation, biological process: mRNA splicing, via spliceosome.
CAAAGCGAAGCAACAGGGGACGUUUAUUAUUGUUUUGCUGCAAAAGUUUUAUAUUUUCUAACAGGCGCAAGAGAGAAGACUAAGAAACGGCACAAGAAGAAGAAAUCUCAGGGAAUACAGGCUUUCUGGAGCGUGGGAGCCUCAAAUUAAAACCAGGAGAAGCAAAAGGAGCCGGAAAUGAGUGCCCCCAAGUUCAGUCUGUCUUUCUCGAGGAAGAUAGAGAAGAAGACCCUCCAGCCCUCUGCAAUACGCAACGAUGCACCGGCGGAAGUCAGGGAGAAGACGGAGAACCUCGAGUCCAUUGAAGAGAAUGUCUUGAAGACAGAUGGCAAAGCAGAGGAAGAGGAGUUGGUCAUACCAAUGGUUCAGGUAGACCGAGCAGAAAUUUUUCGCAAGUUAGCGGAAAAGAAGUUAGAGGAGGAUGGUAAUAAUGCUGAGUUGAGGCCAAAACACUUACCUUGGAUGAACAAGCGGAAGCUGCACUUAUAGAAGAGAGUAAACGGAGGCUAGAGGGCUGGACAGAGCGAGCUGCGCCGAGCAACCUCACCAUUCCAGUCGCUGAGAAGGAGGCUGAAAAUGGUGCUGAAUUAUACCCUGUUGGCAAAGAAUCUUCCCUUGACAAUUAUGAAGAAGUUGAAGUUGAUAACUUUGGAGCAGCACUUCUUCGUGGAAUGGGGUGGAAGAAGACUCAGGGGAUUGGGAAAAGAAAUAAGAAAGUUGUUGAUAUCAUAGACCCAUCAGCCAAAACCUUUGGGCUGAUGGGGAGCAGCUUGACCGGGGCAAAAGACGGAGAGAGCAAAGCAGCAGCAGAGGAGGAAGAACUCAGUCUGCAGAAGGGCUCUUAUGUCUUCAUCCACAGUGGCCGUCAGAGAGGAACUUACGGCAUUGUUGAAUCAUUAGAUGAGGAUCACAUGUUAGUGAAGGCUGCCGUUAGCCAAGCUAUUUUACGAGAAGUAGAAUUAAAUGUCCGUGUGGUAUCGCAGAGGGAAUUCAAGGAUUCCUCUCGUGUCAUCAACAAAGAAAUGUAUGACAAGUACAAGGAAGAAGAAGAAAGGAAAAAGGGACUAAAGAAAAACAAACAUUCUGAUGACAACGAGAGUAGUGAUAGUAAAGACUCACGGAGAUCAAAGCAACCAGAGUCCAGAAAGACAGCAAAAGAGGAGAGCAUUAAAAGAGAAGAUGCAAAGGAAGUGAAGAAAGAAGGCGAGAGCAUGGAAAAAGAAAAAGCUGCUGACAAGGAGAGAGAUUAUGCAGCCAAAGAAAAGGAGAAGCCAGACAGAAGGAGAGACGAAGAUAAAUCCACAGGAAAUUAUAGUAAAGGGAGUAGAUAUAGAGAAGAUGAGGAGAAAGAUAGCAAAUAUCGAGGGAAAGAUUUUAAGGAAAGUAAGUACAAAGAUGAAAGGGAAGAUAAAUACAGAGAAAAAUAUGAAAAGGAGAGAUACAGACAAGAAGAUAAUAGAAAAUAUAGAGAAAGAGAUGAAAAACCUGAACGAAGCAGAGAAAGUGAUAAUAGUAAAUAUAGCGAUGAAAAAGGAAGUAGUUAUAAAGGGAACAUAGGAAGGGAGAACAGAUACAGAGAAAACGAUGAGCAGGUAAAGAAAUAUAGAGAAAGCAAGGAACACAGAGAUAAAGAUGGUGGAUAUGUUAAGAACAAAUAUAUGAGUGCCGACCUUAGUGCCAGUCAGAAAAAGAGAUCAAAAGAUGAUGAUUGUAAUUAUGAAGCCAAGAAAGUCAAGAGAUCACCAGAGAGGAUGCCUAUGGUCCCAUGGGUGCGAGAAAACCUUCGUGUUCGUCUUAUUAGCAAGGACUACAAGGGAGGGAAAUACCACAAGGAAAAGGUCAUUGUGAAAACCGUUAUAACAGCAGAGAGCUGCGAGUGUAUCACACCAGAUGGAGAUGUCCUUAGAAAGGUCCAUCCUGAGUGGCUCGAGACAGUCAUACCCAAGAUUCCUCCACAGAUAAUCAUGGUUGUGAAGGGUCAGCAGAAGGGUCAGAGAGGGCGAAUCUUACAACUCCACAAAGACCAAGAAAAAGCAUCUGUUCAGUUUUUAGAGGAUGAAACAGUCAUCAUGAAGUUCCAUUAUGAUGACAUCUGUGAAUAUGUGUCAUGAGACAGAAGGAUAACUAGUGUUUCUAUUCAACUAUUAUUUUUAUCACAAACAUUUUCUUAUAAUAUUUUAUAUAUUUAAAUAAGGAUGACAAUAAAAAAUAACAAGUAAAA